Vicia villosa (hairy vetch) is the source of this 1755-nucleotide messenger RNA. RefSeq lists its product as uncharacterized. The transcript is spliced from 4 exons. Bases 1 to 1755 code for a protein of 584 amino acids. Lineage: Eukaryota; Viridiplantae; Streptophyta; Magnoliopsida; Fabales; Fabaceae. The record is from RefSeq and is a predicted model, not a curated record.
AUGCAGUAUUCCGGCAAGCGAGGAAGAAGUGAUAAAUUAGUAUUUGGUUGUGAUAGAGGUGGAAAAUACAAAAAAACAGAUAGCGAAACCCAAAGUGCUAGUAAGAGAUGUGGUUGUCCUUUCAAAAUUAGGUCAACACCAUCGAAAGAUGGUUCUGGAUGGAAGAUCGAUGUAAAAUGCGGAGUACACAACCACGGCUUACCUGAUAGAUUUGAAGGUCAUGCUUUCGUAAGUCGACUAAAUACAGAUGAUAAGCAACAUAUUGUUGAUUUGACAAAACGCCAUGUUCCACCAAGACACAUAUUAUUGUCAUUGCAAGAGCGUGACCCGGAGAAUGUCACUCGGAUCACGCAAAUAUACAAACAUAAGAGUAAGAUACAAAAAGACAUAAGGGGUCCUAGAACAGAAAUGCAACAAUUGCUCAAGUUGGUUGAAGAAUCAGGUUAUGUUUACUGGAGUAGGAAAAAGGAUGAGUCAGAAGUUGUGAGAGAUAUUUUUUGGGCACAUCCAGAAUCAGUGAAGUUGUUGAAUAUGUUUCCUAUUGUAUUGAUUAUGUUAGAGAAUAGCUUAGGUGAUUUAUGCAAAUGUUGGGAGGCUAUGAAUGACAAUAUCAAGAUACAAGUGGGCAACAUUAGAGCUUCAUUUCAUAAGAGUUUUUAUGAAGUUGAGCAUGCACAUACUAGUCCUUUUUAUUCAAAUUUGCGUGGUUCAGUAUCAAAAGCUGCAUUGAGGCAGAUUGCUGAAGAGUGGUUGAGGAUUGACAUGGUGGGUACCGAUACGCAAAAGUGUGGAUGUACUCAUAGAAAAGUAUAUGGGUUACCAUGUGCUUGUGAGUUAGGGAGAUAUACAUUGAGUGGUGAUGCGAUACCAAUUGAGGCUAUUCAUAUUCAUUGGAGGAAACUAAGUAUGGAAGGAAAUCAAGAUAUAGAUGCAGAUGAUGGAUCAGAAAUAGACAUGACAAAUGCAAUCGAUGAAAUUUGGAAAAUGUGGAGGUCAUUAGAUGUUGUCGAAAAAAGAGCAUUAAAAAGCAGAGUGUGUGAGAUUGCUUAUCCAACUACAACAAAGAUGUGUCCACCGCCUGAAAAAAUUAAAACCAAAGGAGGGGUUAAGAAAAAAGGGAAGAGACCUGUGGGAUAUGAUGUUUAUCGUGAUCCUUCAGGAUAUGAGUAUGUUGAUCAAGCACAUUUGAAUUACAUCAGACCAUUUAUUGAUGACAUUGUUGAUGUAAGAGAUGAUGGAAAUUGUGGGUUUAGAGCCAUUGCAUCUUUGCAUGGUUAUGGCACAGAUGGAUGGUCAAUGGUUCGUCGGGAUUUGGAGAAAGAAAUUAUAGGUCCUAGAAGCAAGUUGUAUGAGGAUUUAUUUGGUGAACGCCUUCCAACAGUGAGAUCAUCGUUGGUGAUAGAAACUUUAGGACAACAACCACCAAAUAAAUGGAUGACGUUACCUGAGUUAGGCUAUCUAAUAGCUAAUCGGUAUAACGUUGUUCUCGUCUCUUUAGGUCACCCUAGUUUGAGUUACUUUCCUAUGACGAGUGCACAUUCACCUAAUGCAUCCAUUUACUGCAUCGGAUUUGUCAAUGGAAAUCAUUGGGUUCAGGUAAACAUGAAUGAAGGAUUCCCGUUUUCACCUGUCACAAAUGAAUGGAAGAAAUAUCGCACAAAAGAUGCGACUUCUUGGAUGGAAGGAUUUGCCGGGCGGUUACAACAUUGGCAACGGCUUAUGCCUAUACUGCCAAAAUAUGUCAGCUUAGAUUGA